Molecule: messenger RNA, 1101 nt
Organism: Microthlaspi erraticum
Lineage: Eukaryota; Viridiplantae; Streptophyta; Magnoliopsida; Brassicales; Brassicaceae
Source: the annotation of a GenBank genome assembly
AUGGCUACUUUGAAUCUAAGCUCAUGGGUACAUCACUCUGUCAGAAAACCCAGAUCCGCUUCCGUACCCGUACCCGGAUCCAUACUCGGCUCCAACCGAUCCUUCCUCAAAAUCCCACCUUUCCUUCUCCGUCCGAAACUCACCGUUUUGUCAGUCGUCACCAGAGAAGAAAACAGCAGUGUCGUCCAUGAGGAAAAGGAAAAGGACCUCAAAUUCGAUUUCAUGUCUUACAUGAUCGGAAAAGCUGAUUCCGUCAAUCGAGCUCUCGACUCCGCCGUAUCGCUCCGAGAACCGGUCAAGAUCCACGAGGCGAUGCGUUACUCGCUCCUCGCCGGCGGAAAACGAGUGAGACCCGUGCUCUGCAUCGCCGCUUGCGAGCUGGUCGGCGGGGAAGAAUCCGUCUCGUUGCCGGCGGCUUGCGCGGUGGAGAUGAUCCACACGAUGUCGUUGAUCCACGACGAUCUCCCUUGUAUGGACAACGACGAUCUCCGCCGCGGAAAACCCACCAACCACAAAGCUUUCGGCGAAGACGUCGCGGUUUUAGCCGGAGACGCGCUUUUAUCGUUCGCGUUCGAGCAUUUGGCGUCCACGUCGGGAGUUUCUCCGGCGAGAGUGGUGAGAGCAAUCGGAGAGCUAGCGAAAGCCGUCGGAUCGGAAGGGCUUGUGGCGGGUCAGAUCGUGGAUCUAAGCAGUGAAGGAAUGGACCAAAACGACGUCGGAUUCGAGCUUCUCGAGUAUAUUCACGUUCACAAGACGGCGGUUUUGCUGGAGGCGGCGACGGUUUUGGGAGCGAUCGUCGGCGGUGGAUCCGAUGAAGAGAUCGAGAGGCUGAGGAAGUUUGCGAGGUGCAUUGGGUUGUUGUUUCAGGUGGUGGAUGACAUUUUGGAUGUGACGAAAUCGUCGGAGGAGUUGGGGAAAACCGCCGGGAAAGAUUUGAUCGCCGAUAAGCUGACGUAUCCGAAGCUAAUGGGUCUUGAGAAGUCGAAGGAGUUUGCGGAGAGGUUGAUGAGAGAUGCUCAAGAACAACUUCAAGGAUUUGAUUCGAAAAAGGUUGCACCUUUAUUGGCUUUGGCUAAUUACAUUGCCAAUAGACAGAAUUAA